AUGUCCAUUGAAACGACAUUCUCUAAAGUUCUUGGAGCGACGGUUGCUCGAGCCACACGUGUGUUUGGCGGUGAUGUGAACGAAACAUACAGACUUGAAAUGGCAAAGAACAAUCCAACUGAUAACACUAUCAAUGACACUAAUACUACUACUACUACUACUACUACUACUACUACUACUACUACUACUACUACUAAUAAUAAUAAUAAUAAUAAUAAUAAUAAUAAUAAUAAUAAUAAUAGGAAUGAUAGUUCCAUGUACUUUCUGAAGCUGCAGCGUGGGGCCACUGCAGACUUUUACGCUGCGGAGACGGAAGGCCUUCAACUUCUCUCUGCUGUCGCCUCCACUCCAACAGUUGUGUGUGUGGGUGAGGUCCACGGCGAUGCCUAUCUCAUCAUGACUUACAUUCAUCCCGCCCCCCACCGCAGUCUGCGAAGGAACACAACGGCUCUGGGCCGCAUGAUGGCCGCCGUGCAUCAACAGAAAAGUCCAAAUGGUCAGUUUGGCGCCGCCGUGCCGAUUGUCUUCGCUGGCUGCAAAACUCCAGCUGGUUGGUGUAGGGAUUGGGCAACAUAUUAUAUUAAUAUGCGUCUCACACCAUUGGUGGAAACAGCACGGAAGAGGGGAUUAUGGAGUGCCAAGCGAGAGGGGUUGUUUACGGAAUUUAGUAAACGUUUUCACGCCUUUUAUGCAUCAAAUAAUGAUAAUGAUACGAAUGAUACCAAUAAUCCUUCUCUUACUACUACAAAUAGUAAUAAUAAUAAUAAGAGAAAUAAGAAUAUGGGUAAGGAUGAGCCACCAAGUCUUCUACAUGGAGAUUUAUGGGGAGGAAACGUUAUGUAUGGAGGUGCUGCUGGGAAUGAUCCUUAUCUUAUUGAUCCAUCCUCCUAUUAUGGACACCGUGAAGUUGAUAUUGCCAUGACUAAACUGUUUGGUGGCUUUGAUGAUGACUUUUACAAUGCAUAUAAUGAGAUACUUCCAUUAGCAACAGGACAUGAAUUACGAGUGCCGUGGUAUCAGUUACUGCCGCUUUUGUGUCAUUUACUUCUCUUUGGUGAGACGUAUGGGGGAUCUGUAGAUGCGGCUAUGCGGCAUGUAGUUUGA
Messenger RNA from Trypanosoma theileri, 1104 nucleotides. Its product is annotated as fructosamine kinase. NCBI's taxonomy places the organism in Eukaryota, Euglenozoa, Kinetoplastea, Trypanosomatida, Trypanosomatidae. The transcript has a single exon. The coding region runs from base 1 to 1104 and encodes 367 amino acids. The record is from RefSeq and is a predicted model, not a curated record.